AUGAUGCCCAUUCAUUAUUAGAGACAACUGUCGCAGAAAUCCAGGAGAACUCCAGUCUCCACCAACAGUAUGUAUUUAUAUCACCUCCUCCUCUAUUACCGCACUUUUAUAUCCUAUUUUUAUAUAGACAAUAUUGUAGGAUUGGAUUCGCUGUUACACUAACGAAUAAUCAUAGACCUCGUGUAAAAAGAGUCAAAUUAGUCCCCUGGAAACACAGUCAUGAAAUUAUAAAAGCACAGUAGCUUCACCCUCAAACCUAAUAGAUUGCCAUCCCUUAAGAUGCUUAAAGAUUAUGGACUCACUGAGGAAGAGAAAGGAACUUACGGAGAUAGGUAAUUAUUGGGUUUCGACAAGCUUGAACUCUUGGGAAGGUACUUCAUUUAUUUUACUCUUAUUCAGGGGAGGAUUUGCUCUGGUCUGGUUGGCAUCCAAAGGCAAUCAGAAGGUGGCGUUGAAACAAAUAGCCAAACCACAAUAGAGCAAAGAGGCAAAAUUCAGUUACAUCAAAUCCGAAAACAUAGUCUAGAUCAUGGGAGUCGAACAUUCAAACAAAGAUACCUGGAUUAUACAGGAGUUGGGAGGCAAACCACUCAGCAAAGUGCUGUACACCAUGAAAGGGGAAUUCUACAAGGGAGAAAGAGUCUAUGCGGUACAAUCAAUCUAAUGUCUUAGAUAAGUGAGACUCAGUAAUUGUUGGACAUGUAUGAACAUCCACAAAAACUCAUCGAAUUGAUGCAUGGAAUUUUGAAUGGAAUCUCAUGUAUCAAUGACAAACGUGUUACUCAUUUCGAUCUCAAACCAGACAAUAUUUUAGUUGAAAAUAAUAUACCCAAGAUCAUAGAUUUUGGAUCAGCAUUCUCUAAUGAGGACAAGGAUCAAUUCGGAAUGAUAACUCCUGAAUACAUGGCUCCUGAAGCCCUUGAUAUCAUGCAUAAUUGGACCAGAUACUCAAAUCAAUACAGCAGCUAAAUUGAAGCCCUUACUCAAAUGCAUGGGACUCCAAAAAUCGACGUUUGGAGUUAUGGUAUUUUUAUAAACAAAUCAAGGGGCAAUCAUACUUGACAUAUUACAUGGUGUUCCUAAUUGGCUAUCCUAUAAGGGCAAAAUCAUGAGAUAAGGAAGACCCCAAAUCAAAUAUGGCCUAUUUGCUGUCAAAGGAAGAGAUUUAAGCAAGUAAUUAUACACAUUACUCAUCAAGAAUCAUCUAAAAACAAUAGCAAUUGCAAUUGAACUCAGUCAUAAGACAGAACUGCAAUUAUCUAUCUUUGGUCAAAUAAAAUUAACUCCUAGAUUUACUAAAACAAUGUCUGGCCUAUGAUCCAAUGCAAAGAUCAGAAGCCAAAGAAUUACUAAAACACGAAUUCUUUAAUUAAAUCUGA
Molecule: messenger RNA, 1379 nt
Organism: Paramecium octaurelia
Lineage: Eukaryota; Ciliophora; Oligohymenophorea; Peniculida; Parameciidae
Source: the annotation of a GenBank genome assembly